This is a messenger RNA of Eurypyga helias (sunbittern), 1947 nucleotides long. RefSeq names its product contactin 5 (gene CNTN5). The transcript has 13 exons. The annotation marks the transcript as partial. The record is from RefSeq and is a predicted model, not a curated record. NCBI's taxonomy places the organism in Eukaryota, Metazoa, Chordata, Aves, Eurypygiformes, Eurypygidae. Gene Ontology annotation, biological process: brain development; cell-cell adhesion. Gene Ontology annotation, molecular function: cell-cell adhesion mediator activity.
AAAUCAUCUAUAGCUGGGUGUUUAAUGAAUUUCCAUCUUUUGUGGCAGAAGAUAGCAGACGCUUCAUCUCUCAGGAGACAGGAAAUCUCUACAUCUCCAAGGUGCAAACAUCUGAUGUUGGCAGCUAUAUAUGCCUGGUAAAAAACACAGUGACAAAUGCCAGAGUUUUGAGUCCUCCUACACCUCUGACACUGAGAAACGAUGGUGUGAUGGGGGAAUAUGAACCAAAAAUUGAAGUCCAUUUUCCUUACAUAGUUACAGCUGCAAGGGGAACUACUGUUAAGAUGGAGUGUUUUGCACUUGGCAACCCUGUUCCAACAAUCUCUUGGAGGAAAGUUAAUGGUCAUAAUCCAAGUAAAGCCCGCCUGAGAAAAUCACAAGCUGUGCUUGAAAUACCUAACGUGCAGCUAGAGGAUGCAGGAAUGUACGAAUGUAAAGCUGAAAACUCUCGUGGAAGAAAUGUCUUCAGAGGACAACUACAAGUGUACACCUACCCACAUUGGGUCGAGAAGCUUAAUGAUAGUCAAUUAGACAGUGGAGAUCAGCUCCGAUGGGAAUGUAAAGCCACUGGAAAGCCAAGGCCCACAUAUCGUUGGCUGAAAAAUGGAGUUCCUCUCUGGCCACAGAGCAGGAUUGAGAUGGUUAAUGGUGUUCUGAUGAUCCACAGUGUGAAUCUCUCAGAUGCUGGAAUGUAUCAGUGCUUAGCAGAAAAUAAGUACGGCACCAUUUAUGCCAGUGCCGAGCUGAAGAUUUUAGCUUCAGCUCCCACUUUCCCACUAAAUCAAAUGAGGAAAGCAAUAAUUAUUACCAAGGGCCAAGAAGUUGUCAUUGAGUGCAAGCCACAAGCCUCUCCAAAGCCAACUAUCACUUGGAAGAAAGGAGACAAAGUGUUAAAGGAGAAUAAGAGAAUAACUAUUCUUCCACAUGGGAGCCUGCGAAUCCUGAAUGCUUCCAAGUCUGAUGAAGGACGGUACUUAUGCCAAGGUGUAAAUGUAUUUGGAUCUGCAGAAAUCAUUGCAACCGUAUCUGUUAAAGAACCUACAAGAAUAGAACUGACUCCCAAGAAGAUAGAGUUAACGGUUGGAGAAAGCAUUGUCCUCAGUUGCAAAGCCCUUCAUGACAGCACACUAGAUGUCACUUUCUAUUGGACACUCAACGGGCAGCCAAUUGACUUUGAAAAAGAAGGUGGACACUUUGAGAGCAUCAAGGCACAAGCAUCCUCUGCGGAUUUAAUGAUCAGGAACAUCCUCCUGAUGCACGCCGGGAGAUAUGGCUGCAGGGUUCAGACCGCAGCGGACACCGUGUCGGAUGAGACGGAGCUGCUUGUUAGGGGUCCUCCUGGUCCCCCAGGGGUUGUAAUAGUGGAGGAAAUUACAGACACCACAGCAACACUCUCCUGGAGUCCUGGGGCAGAUAAUCACAGCCCUAUCUCCCUCUACAACCUGCAAGCACGCAGUCCAUUUUCUCUUGGCUGGCAGACCGUAAAAACAGUUCCAGAUGUGAUAAGUGGUGACAUGGAGUCUGCUAUGGCUGUUGACCUGAACCCGUGGGUGGAGUAUGAGUUCAGAGUUGUAGCAACCAACAAAAUUGGGACUGGAGACCCAAGUGCACCAUCGCGAGUGAUCAGAACUAAUGAAGCAGUUCCAAAGACACCUCCAGCUAAUGUAAGUGGCAGAAGUGGAAGGCGACAUGAAUUAGUAAUAGCAUGGGAGCCGGUGUCAGAAGAGUUUCAGAAUGGAGAAGGAUUUGGAUAUAUUGUAGCCUUCAGACCCAAUGGAACACGUGGCUGGAAGGAAAAAAUGGUCACAUCUUCAGAUGCCUCAAAAUUCAUCUACAGAGAUGAAAGUGUGCCACCUCUGACCCCUUUUGAGGUGAAAGUUGGGGUUUACAACAACAAAGGAGAUGGUCCCUUCAGUCCGAUUGUGGUCAUCUGCUCAGCUGAAGGAG